GCUGAAGAGAGGGCUGCAGCCCUACAGGUUUUACAGAAUUGUAUUAUCUGCUGUUUAAAGUAUUUUAGGUUGGGUACAAAUGUUUCGCUGAUUGAUAUUAUUUGUUUUGUUCGUUUACUGCCUGCAUUGAGUUCUGAAACAGAGUCCCCUUUGUGUUUUUAUUUAAGCACUCAGACAGAGUGGAGCGUGUCAGCUGUACACACAGAUGUUUAACUUGUCGAUGUGAUUUUUUACUGAGAAAACAAACGCGCUUUAAGUUCAAGCUAUACAUGAUGGUAAAAGUUACUCCUUGCAAAGUAAGACGAGUCUCUUGUUUGUUUUCUUUAUCACACUAGAAGUGAUGAUUUUAUAUGACUGUUAAUUCUAUUUAAAUAAAUAUUAAAUUAAACUCAAAGAGGAUUCUGCUACUCGAGUCUCACACUGAAACCAGUGAAGAUGGACGUCAGUGUCUCCGUGUCGUUCUUUCAAGACGAGCUCGCCUCUACCAUCGAGCACGCAGUGAAAGCGGCUGUAGACACCGUCUUGUGCCAAAUCACAAAAGUUGUCGGCGGCAGAUUCACUGAAUUCCAAAUGGAAAUGGCUGGAAAGGAGAAAGAGAAUGAAAGUCUGAAGCUGAGAUUGGAAAUAUCAGAGAGCGAGUUGAAAGCGGUGUGGGAAUGCAUGAACGUUGCAGAUGCAGACAUUAAACAAGCUCUCAGAAACAUGAACCCCGACUGCAAUGAACAAGACUUUCAGAGGAAAGAGAACCAGGGAUUAUUUCAAGAUCCCAAAGAGCGCCAUGCUAUGUCUAAAUCUGAAGCACAGGAGGGGCCAAGGAUAGAAGCAGUUUACACACAAGAGGAGUCCUUUGACCAGGAGUGGUGUUCAAGUCUAAAGCAGGUUACAGAGCUGACAUGUGUUAAAGAUGAAGAGGUCCCUCGACUGGAAUGUGUUCCUAUUAAAGAGGAAUUCAUAGAACAGGAAUGUGUCCCCAUCGCAGAGGAAGUUCCUGCUGAAAAUAAUGUCUGUACACUUGAGGAGAACAACAAGUUGGGAUCCAGCCUGUGUGAUGAUUGUCCACCUGAAUGUGAACUGGGAUUUAGAGCUGCUAAAGGGAAUCACAGAAGAGGGACACCAUUUUCCUGUGCUGAUUGUGGGAAAAGUUUCAAUCAUUUAUCACGGCUUAAAAUCCACCAGCGUGUUCACACAGGAGAGAAACCUUAUCGCUGCACUGAGUGUGGGAGGAGUUUCACGCGAUUAGAAAGUCUUAAAUCACACCAGCGCAUUCACACAGGAGAGAAACCUUAUCACUGUACUGAGUGUGGGAAGAGUUUCACGCUGUUACAAAAUCUUAAAUCGCACCAGCGCAUUCACACAGGAGAGAAACCUCAUCACUGCACAGAGUGCGAGAAGAGUUUCACGCUGUUACAAAAUCUUAAAACACACCAGCGUGUUCACACAGGAGAGAAACCUUAUCACUGCACUGAGUGUGGGAAGAGAUUCACAUAUUUAAGUUCCUUGAAAGUCCACCAGCGCUCUCACAAAUAGAUCUUAUCAAUGUUGUGAAUGUCUGAAAUGUUUCAGUCACUUAUCAAACCUUAAACACCAGAAAAUUCACACGAGUGACGCCCUGUCCCUUCUCUGAAUGUCAGUUACUGGGUCUUGAAGUACACAAGAUAAUUAAUAGAAUCUUAGACACUUGGACACCUGAACACCAGGAGUAAAUUUGACUAAAAUACAAAGAUAUUUACUGUAAGCAAAAUAAUAAAGUUGCUUGAUAAAUAGAGUUACUGCUAAUCCCUUCAGAUCAACACUCUUGGAUGGAAAAUAUGAGCGACCCCAUCUUGCUGACCAUUCUGGUUUUGUCACGUCACUUUAGUAAUCUAUGAAAUGGAUUGUAAUUCCGUCUGCAAGUCACCAGCCGUCAAGUCAAUGAUAAGCUUUGGUCAAUUCUGAAUUUCUUACCUCAAACAUAGUUUUGUUGUUGACAGACUGAUAGCAAUAUAAUGCCACCCCCCUCCCCCAUAAACAGUUUCACAAUGGAAAUGGAAAAAUUGAUUUUUCUCAGUAACCUGAGAAUGAAUGCCAAAGGUGCUUACCUUAAAAAUAGCCACUUUUGGAAUUUCUAUUCAAAUAAUUAAUUUUGUUUUAAUUGUUUUAUUUUAGAUUACAUCUAGGGGACACACAACGGGACAUCGUCUUAAAUUGUAGUGUACAACUCACUGGAGAAGUCAUCUCCAUAUUCUGCUUUACAAGGACCAUUUUAAAGAAUUACUCCAAAAACUGAAAUAUUCCCUUUAUAAUAUGUUGUUUUCCUUGUGUGAAAUGAAUCCGAAAUAAACAAAGAAAAUAACUUAUUGAAAAGCCUUGCACACAGUAUACCAGGGGGUACUCAA
Molecule: messenger RNA, 2375 nt
Organism: Acipenser ruthenus (sterlet)
Lineage: Eukaryota; Metazoa; Chordata; Actinopteri; Acipenseriformes; Acipenseridae
Product: zinc finger protein 300-like
Exons: 3
Coding region: 436-1527 (363 amino acids)
Biological process (GO): regulation of transcription by RNA polymerase II
Molecular function (GO): DNA-binding transcription factor activity; RNA polymerase II cis-regulatory region sequence-specific DNA binding
Source: RefSeq, a predicted model, not a curated record